UUGCGUUAAAGUUAAAUUUUGCUGCUGUGAAUAGAGCUUGUUAACAUGAAACUCACUGGCAUCGUCUGCAUCCAGGAGCACUAUGGAGCAAUUUUCAACAUGGAGGAGAAAUUGUUACGUGUGUCUGGUAACAGAAGAGAGUAUUUCACUGACAGAAAACUUAUACUGAGCGGGGUGGCAACACCCUGGCGCCAAACCUCUAACUCUAAAGUGAACGGAAAUGCUGGGGCCCGGACUGAAAACCGAAUGAGAGCAGUGGUGACAGGAGGUGGAGGCUACUUUGGAUACAAGCUGGGAUGUGCUCUUGCCAAUGCAGGAGCUUCAGUUGUUCUGUAUGACAUACACAAGCCUGUCUGGGAAAUUCCCAACGGAGCAGUGUGUAUCCAGGCAGAUGUGAGGGAUUAUGAUGCCGUAUCUGCAGCCUGUGAAGGGGCUGACUGUGUGUUUCAUGUAGCUUCGUAUGGAAUGUCAGGAAGAGAGCAAUUGCACAGAGAAGAGAUCGAAACUGUAAACAUUCAUGGAACAAGAUUCAUCAUUGAUGCCUGCAAACAAAGGAACAUCGCUAGAUUGAUAUACACCAGUACAGUAAAUGUGGUGUUUGGAGGGCUUCCUAUUGAAGAUGGUGAUGAGGAAACCGUGCCAUAUUUUCCAAUAGAAAAGCAUGUUGAUCAUUAUUCCAGAACCAAAUCAAUUGCAGAACAAAUGGUCCUAGCAGCUAAUGGAAGUCCACUAGCAGGAGGUGGAAUACUGUAUACAUGUGUCCUUCGCCCACCAGGAAUCUAUGGACCAGAAGAGCAAAGACACUUGCCAAGGCUAGCA
This is a messenger RNA of Balearica regulorum gibbericeps (East African grey crowned-crane), 819 nucleotides long. The record is from RefSeq and is a predicted model, not a curated record. NCBI's taxonomy places the organism in Eukaryota, Metazoa, Chordata, Aves, Gruiformes, Gruidae.